Messenger RNA from Bacillus rossius redtenbacheri, 13033 nucleotides. It is a transcript of the gene LanB1, whose product is annotated as laminin subunit beta-1. Bases 285 to 5819 code for a protein of 1844 amino acids. Lineage: Eukaryota; Metazoa; Arthropoda; Insecta; Phasmatodea; Bacillidae. The record is from RefSeq and is a predicted model, not a curated record. The transcript is spliced from 34 exons. Gene Ontology annotation, biological process: animal organ morphogenesis; tissue development.
AGAGGAGAAGAGACGGGAGGGAGUGGAGUGGCAGCUCUCAGUCUUGCGAUUGUUUACAACUCUCCGUAUCCUGCCAGUUCCUCCCACUACGCUCUCGCACGCAUUCACGCUGUACGCACAAGGCGUUGUACAGUUCGGUCGGUGCUGUGGCGUGUGCGAUCAGGUGGAUGGUGAGCGAGAGGGAAAAUGUACCGGCGUUGAAUCAGCUGUGUAACGUACCAGGAGAGCGCGUAAACUUUGAAGGUGUUGGGGUGUGAAAAGAAUAAAGGACGCAACCAUCCACCAUGCUGAAAGUAAUUCUGAACCGACCGUUUCGAACAGUACUGCUUUGUGUUCCUGUUAUUUUUCUCACCAUAGGUAUGUCUCCAUCAGAAGCGGCUCGUGAAAGGGUAAAAGGACGAGGAUUGAGAAGAUUAAGACAGGCUGCGACAGAGAAAUAUUCCAGCACACCCAUUGUGAGAGGUGAUAUGGGUCCAGUGGUUGAUUCGGAAGACACAGCUGACUUGUUCAUUGAUGAACAUGACAUUCAUCCAUUGAAUCAAGCAGCAUAUUGGUUCACAGAUCCAAGUGACCUAGGUCAUGCAGCACAAAGACCCCAUCCGUGUGAGCAAAGUUCAUGCUAUCCUGCUACAGGUAACCUUUUAGUGGGAAGAGAAAAACAGUUGUGGGCAUCUUCAACAUGUGGCCUAAAUGGACAGGUUCGUUACUGCAUUGUAUCACACUUGGAGGACAGGAAAAAAUGUUUCUGGUGUGACUCUCGACCACAAAAUGCUAACAAUCCUUUGUUAAGCCAUCGGAUAGAAAAUAUAGUAUACAAGUACUUUCCAGGAACCGAAAAGCGUUCCUGGUGGCAGUCUGAGAAUGGCGUAGAAAAUGUCACAAUACGACUGAAUUUAGAAGCAGAAUUUCAUUUCACCCACUUAAUUAUUACUUUUAAAACAUUUCGUCCUGCAGCUAUGUUGAUCGAGAGAUCAUAUGACUUUGGUGCAACUUGGCAAGUUUAUCGCUACUUUGCAUACAACUGCGCGGAGUCAUUCCCGGGAGUUCCUACGACCAGCCCUCGCUCACUUACAGAUGUUGUUUGUGAAUCGCGUUAUUCAAAUGUUGCGCCAUCCACUGACGGAGAGAUUAUUUUUAGAGUUUUACCACCUAAUUUACCAAUAAAUGACCCAUAUUCUCAAGAAGUACAGAACUUGCUUAAAAUGACAAAUUUACGCAUAAACUUCACAAAGCUUCAUACAUUGGGUGACGAUCUUCUCGACUACACACAAGAAAUCCAGGAAAAAUAUUAUUAUGCAAUAAAUCAUAUGAUUGUUCGAGGUUCGUGUUCGUGCUAUGGUCAUGCAUCACGUUGCUUACCACUACCAAAUGUUGAGCCAAGGCCAGACAUGGUUCAUGGCAGGUGCGAGUGUACCCACAAUACAAAAGGCCUCAAUUGUGAAAUGUGUGAAGAUUUCUAUAGUGACUUGCCUUGGAAACCAGCAAUUGGAAAAUUAAUAAAUGCCUGCAAAAGAUGUAACUGCAACAAUCAUGCCACAAGCUGUCACUUUGACUCUGCUCUAUAUGAGGCUACUGGUCAUGUAAGUGGUGGUGUUUGUGAUGGUUGUUUGCAUAACACAAUGGGUCACAAUUGUGAACAGUGCAAACCAUUUUUCUACCAAGACCCAAGUAAGGAUAUAAGUGAUCCAGAAGUGUGCCAAGCUUGUGAAUGUGAUGCACGUGGUUCUCUGGACGAUGGAACGUGUGACUCUCGUACAGAUCUUGCAAAUGGAUUGGAAGCAGGCCGUUGUCAUUGUAAAGAAAACAUAGAUGGAAGACGCUGUGACAGAUGUAAAAAUGGAUUCUGGAACUUUGAUGAAAACAAUCCAUAUGGCUGUGAGCCAUGCACGUGCAACACUCUUGGUACUGUUGAUAACCAGGGCUGCAAUACCUAUACCGGUGAAUGUACUUGCAAACGUUUUGUCACGGGAAGAAACUGUAAUCAGUGUCAGCUAGAAUACUGGGGACUGUCUAAUGAUUAUGAAGGUUGCAAGCCAUGUGACUGUGAUCCUGGUGGUGCCAUUGAUAACAACUGUGAUGUAAUCACUGGACAGUGCAGGUGUCGAUCACAUGUCACAGGAAGAACAUGCAGUCAACCGGAUCAGAGCUACUUUUCCGGUGCUCUCGAUUUUCUUGUUUAUGAAGCUGAGUUGGCUCGAAGUAGUCAGAAUAGCCAUGUUGUGAUUCGUGAGCCCUUCAGAGAUAAUACAGAAACUUCAUGGACAGGAACUGGAUUUAUGCAGAUGUCUGAGAAUUCAGAUUUGGAAUUUACUGUUGAUAACAUUCAGACAAGUAUGGAUUAUGACAUUGUAGUUAGAUAUGAGCCUCAGUUACCUGGGCAUUGGGAAGAUGUUCAAGUUGUCGUGGAAAGACCCGGGCCUGUGGACCAGGAUGGACCUUGUGCCAACUCAUUACCACAGGAUGAUGUCAAACGUGUCUCUCUUCCAGAAGGUUCCAGAAGUGUAGCAGUUUUCCCACCAGUGUGUUUAGAAGCUGGGAAAAACUACAAGAUUCGUUUGGAAUUCAAACACUAUCGUGAUCAAGUAGAUACCCCUUCAGCAUCUGUACUCAUUGAUUCGGUUGCCUUGAUACCAAGAAUUGAAAGCAUACCAUUUUUCCGUGACUCGUCAACAAAUGAGCUUAGAAGACAAGAAUACGAACGUUACAGAUGUGGUCAAGCAUUUUAUGAAGUAGUAAAAGGCACAACUUCAGAUGUUUGCAAGAAAUACCAUUAUAGCAUUGGGUUUUACGUCCAUGGAGGCGCAUACUCUUGUCAUUGUGAUCCAACUGGCUCUUUGAGUUCACUUUGUGAUUCAUUGGGUGGGGCUUGUCAGUGCAAAACAAAUGUUGUUGGCCGGACGUGUGAUCGCUGUGCUCCGGGUACAUACGGGUUUGGCCCAGAGGGUUGCAAGGCAUGUGACUGCAAUCCUACCGGUGCUCUUGACAACUUCUGCGACGUAAUAACAGGCAUGUGUAAGUGUCAUCGGAAUAGAUAUGGACGAGAGUGUGACAAAUGUCAGCCUGGGUUCUGGAACUAUCCAAACUGUCAACGAUGCACGUGCAAUGGUCAUGCAGACGUAUGUGAUUCAAGAACUGGAAGCUGUACCAACUGCAGAGACUACUCAAGUGGACAUUAUUGUGAAAGGUGCAUUGAAGGCUAUUACGGCGACCCCAGCAUUGAUGGAGAUAUUCCAUGCAGGCCUUGUCCAUGUCCAGGAACAAUAGACUCUGGCCAUUCGUAUGCCACUCGCUGCAGUCUAGAUGCACGCACACAAGAUGUUGUUUGUGAAUGCAACAUUGGAUAUGCAGGUUCUCGUUGUGACAUCUGUGCCGAUAACUAUUUUGGAAAUCCAGAUGUACCAGGAGGUUCAUGCCAGCCAUGUAAUUGUAAUAACAAUAUUGACAUAUCACGACCAGGAAACUGCGAUAUCCGCUCCGGCAAAUGCUUACAGUGUCUUUUCAACACAGAAGGGCCAAACUGUGAAGUCUGCAAGGCAAACUACUAUGGAGUGGCUCAGAAUCAGUCGUGUAGAGAAUGUGUGUGUGAUCUUCUGGGAACUGACAAGAAUGCUGGACCUUGCAGUCGUGAGACAGGACAAUGUCCUUGUCUUCCAAAUGUCAUUGGAUUAAGCUGUGAUGAGUGUGCUGAAAAUCACUGGAAGAUAGCUAGUGGAACUGGUUGUGAACCGUGCAACUGUGACCCAGUUGGUUCAUAUAGUGACCAGUGCAAUUUGUAUGAAGGUCAGUGUGACUGCAAACCAGGUUUUGGAGGACGUCAGUGUAAUCAGUGUCAGACCAAUUAUUGGGGUAAUCCACAAUUGGAAUGUUAUGCAUGCAACUGUAAUGUAGACGGCUCCAAAACACUGCAAUGUCAUCGUGAUAAUGGAAGUUGCAUUUGUUUAACUGGCAUUGGUGGAGAAAAAUGUGAUAUGUGUGCAAGAGGCUAUCUUGGCUCAUCGCCGAGUUGCAGUCCAUGUGGAGAAUGUUUUGACAACUGGGACAGGAUUCUGAAUGAAUUGCAAGAUGAAACGACCCUACUUAUCCAAGCUGCAUCAGAAAUCAAGCAAACUGGGGUAACAGGAGCAUACACACAGGCAUUUGAAGCAAUGGAAAAGAAGCUACACGAAGUUAAUAAUCUUCUGCAAAAUACCACAGUCAGCACCCAAGAUCUUGAAAACCUGGUGCAAAUCGUUGAGAAGUUAAGGUCUGAUUUAAACCAGUCUUCCAACGCAUUAGAUAGUGUGGAAAACCAACUCCAAAAUACAACUCAACGAAUAUAUUUAACUAACCUUGCACUUGCUGACUUGCAGAACAAGUCAGAAAAUUUAAGAAAUAAAGCCAAAAACUUGAAAAAUGAAGCAACCAAGCUGCAGGAAGCUAAUGUUGAAGGUGCUCUUAAUCUAACCCGUGAGUCACAGAAAGCUUCUCAAAAAGCACAGCAGUUGGUUGACAGCUUAGAUGAACGUUUGCAAGAAGCUGAACGUAAUUAUAAACGCACAGAAGCACGAAUCAACAGAACUGCAAAUCAGUUUCAGAAAGAACGUGAGGAAAAUGACAAUGCUCUGGACAUAAUAGCCAAGAAACUAGAACAGCUUGAACAGGAAAUUCCUGAUAUAAAUGAAAAAAUUUGUGACAAACGUGGAGAUCCAUGUGACCAGUUGUGUGGCGGGGCAGGUUGUGGCUCUUGUGGCGGCCUCUUGUCGUGCGAACAAGGUGCAGUUACUAAAGCUGCAACCACAGUUGGCCUGGGAAAGGAUGCCAAGGAAGCCAUUAGCCAGAAAGAAGCACAUGCUGAAGAACUUCUCAGAGGGAUCUCGCAGGCAAAACAGGAAACUUCAACAGCAUAUGAUCUUGCCAAAGAAGCUUAUGACAAAGCUCUUUCAGCCAGAAACCGUUCAAAAACCAUGUUUCAAGAAACUACCGAUAUAAAUGAACGCUUGUCAUUGUUUCUCAAUGAUGACAGAGCGAAACCUGCAGACAUCAGAGAUUUGGCUGAAGACGUGAAAAGAAAAAAUAUCAAUCUAAAACCAGAAGAAAUAACAAAGCUUGCUGAGGCUAUUAACAUAAAAAUUUCUUCUCUGACAGACAUUGAUGCAAUUCUUACUGAAACUGAUGACAAUCUAACAUUGGCAAAUUCUUUAAAGGAUAAAGCUGAUGCAGCAAAGAGUGAUGCUGAAGAAAUAUUAAACACAACAAAUCAAGUUGUAAUCGCAUUGGCUGAUGCUAUGGGGGCACAGGAGAAAGCAGACCAAGCAAUUGAAAAAGCUAAAGGUGAUAUAGAAACAGCUAGACGUGAUCUGACUUCGAUUGGCAGCGAAACAGAUGAAGCUCAAAACAAGGCAAAUAAAACACUUGCUGAUGUGACAUCCUUAACAGAAAAGUUGAAACAGUUACAAACAAGUGUACUUAUAAAUGAGCGAGCAGCCAACGAAGUAGCUGAUGCUGCAGGAAAAAUCAAAAUCAAAGCAACACAAGCCCAAGUCAAUGCUAGUAAGUUGAAUAGUGACUACGAAAGCACUGCAGAUAAGCUGAACAACAGAGCCACUUUGACAGGUGAAGCACAUUCACGAGCUCUUAACCUACGUGAGAGAGCCAGCCAGUUUUUUGUCGGAACAUCUGCCAAACGGAAGGAAUUAACAGAUAUGAAUAUUGACUAUGUCAAUAAUGAACAGGAACUCAACAAACUUGCCAGUGAAAUCGAAAGUUUGAUUGAAAGAAUGAAUCUCUACUUAGGAAAGAUAAACACACAAUCAGAAUAUUAUCGUACUUGUGUUUCAUAAUAAAAAAAUUUCUGCUAUAUUUUGAACUAAAAGACUAACAUAUUUAGGUAUAACUGCAUAAUGUAGAGUAUGGUAAAGUAUGUUAUAAAAAUGUUGAGUGAAGUCUAGUGCCUAUUCUUAUAUAGUUUGUCUAAAUAAUUGUGUACAGUGAAUAUGUUUUCUUUUAUUGUUUAAAUUUUUUAAAUUGGGGUAUUGUUUUCAAUGGAAUUCCCACAGGUUGUCUUUCUUUGACUUUAAACUGUCUUAUUUAUAAGUUAUUUAAUAAUUAAUAAGUUUCAAAUCAAUAUAUGAUUACCUUUCCACCCUAAAAACAAGUAGUGUUGCUUUAGUUUACCACAUAAACUUAUUAACAGUAGAAGGAACAUUUUUUCGAGUGAAUGUAAUUUUCACUUACAGAGUUGAAAUUAUUAAUACAUUAGUAGGCACUGAAGAUCAUACUUGGCACUAACAUGGAUAAGAGAUUGAGUGGAUAAAAGACAUACUGGAACUCAUCCAAAUCAAGCAGUUAAAGAGAUUUUUUUUUUGCAGUAUUCUUUCAUGAGGAGAUGCUACAAAUUUUUUUGCUUGCAAUUAAAAUAACUCUUUCUCUUUAAUUCAGUUUAUAGUUUGCUUUAAAAAAAAUACAUUGUAAAUAUACUAGAAUAUUUGUGCUUUUAAUGUGUAAUACAGUGUAAAAAGUUAUCUUUGCUGAAAUAAUUUUUUUAGACAUAAUUUUGGUAAGGUGUGGGCAAUAUUCUUGCACGCAUGGAGGUCUGCUGCACAAGUGUAGAAUGGCCACUUGCCCUGUGCACUGCCCCUCCUAAGUGGACGGGGCAGAGAGGGUCAGUUCCUGCGUUAUCCGUGUUGUGGCAUCCUCCUUUCUUUAACAACUGAAUAUCAAAAAUACUGGUUUAAAUCAUCUUAAAAUAUUAAUAUUUCCUAACUUUGUAAGAGACAUCUUUUACUAAGAGUCAAUAGUUGAAUUUUUUAGGAACAACAAUUAUCCUUCAAAUAAAUACUAACAACUUAGAAGGUCUUUUUCUUAUAUGUUUACUUUUAAAUUAUAAUUUAUAAUUAUGAUAACUAGAAAAAUUUCUCAUUUACUUCAAUUCAAACAUGGCCAAGAUUCCUGCCGAGAAAAAUUCUGAUUAAAGUUCUGUCAGACACUCAUUCAAAUUAAUUUAUUGGCACAAAUAGUAUAGUGCAAUUAAUCAUAACUGAAAUUGAUUAAGAGUGGCAUUAAGUGAUCUUUCAUGGCUCCAUAAACAGUUGAAGAACCAAAAAGAAAUAAACAUGCUCAAACCAUUUUUAAAAUGUCUUGUUCACUUCAGCAAUUACUGAAACAUAAUAAAAUUAUCAGUGUCUCAGACAGAGGCUACUGUAGAUAAAUUUUUCAUUUCUAAAAUGUGUCUUGCACAGCUUAGGUUUUUUUUAAAAAGUUUUACUUAUUUCAGCCAUUAAAAAAAUUAACUAGUUUGAAGCUACAUAGUGGUGUUCAAAACAUUUAAAUGGUAAUACCAAAUUAAAACUUUACCAUGUUUGCUCUUAUAUAAAAAGUUAUUAAUUUUCUUACCUUGGUUAACCAACAAACUUCACAAUAAUGUGGUAUGUCAAAGUACUCUUCUCCUAUUACUGCUAAAAAUUUCUCACAUUGCCAGUGUAUAAAAUUAUAUUAUCCCUGCUACAAUGUAAUAUCCCAUUGAGAACAGUGGCUUAUUGUACUAUUGCAGUGAGUGUUAGGUCAUCGUUUAGCACUGAGCACACAGUAUAUAAUGUUUGCCUACAAAAUAAAAUCACUGUAUUGAAACUUAUUCCAUGUGUACCUUUGGCCACUAUAUUGUUUGGGACUAAAUUGACAUGUACUAAAUUUUUAUUAAAAUUUAGUUAGAUGGCCUCUUAUUCUAUGCAAUUUUGUGUCAACCAUUUAUCUCACACAUAUACAUUAAUUACAGUAUAGUAUAUUUAAAUACACAAUUAAUUUAACAUUAUAAUCACUUAAUGUAGGUUGAACAAAAUUGAAAUGUAUUAAAAUUUCUCAACUAUGAAAUAUUUUUCUUUGUAUUAUAAAAAAUAUUUUAGAUUAUAUUCUGUGUAUUUUGUUUUAAGUUAUUGCUUUUAUUUUCUUCUUACUGUCAUAGUUACACCUGUUUACAGGUUCUAAGGAAGCUAAUGUUUGAUAAAUUUUCAACUGUCCAAAAAAAAUUGAAUUGAACUUCCUCACAAUUCCAAAUAACUUAAGACAUUAAAGGGUUUGAUAAUGUUUUGAAUACUCAUACAUGUUUCUUACAAGUAACAUUCCUUUCAGUGCGACAGUACAUAAUGCCAGUUUACUGAAAUAUAACAUAGCAUUGAAUUAGAUUUUAUAUUGGUCUAAAAUAAAAUAACAAUUAAGUUUGUGGUGAGUCUAAAAAUAAAGCUCAUGUUUGUCUAAACUUAAAUGAAUUAUCCAGGACAGUGUGUGUAAAUUAAAGAACCAAAUUUUAUUGUAAGUGAUGAAAAUGUUUUUAUACAACAUAAUUGUUUUGUAUUGAAUGUUUUUCUAUGAAAGAAGAAAUAUUGAAUUACAGUUUUGAUAUGUAUGUAUAUGAUUUAAUAAAAAUACUGUUUCAAAAACCAGUUUUAUGUAUGCUGAAAUGAAAUUUGAUCAAACAGUUAUGUGAUAAAAUGGUAAUUUCAAAGUAGGGUGUUAUAUCGCAUGGUGUGUUGUGCAAUAUAGCUUUCAAUUGUUAUUAAAACUCUAACUGUCAUGCUUUAAAAGAACACUGAGAGCUAAUUUAUUAUUUAACUAUUCUAGAGAAAAAUUUUUUUGGAUAUGUUUUAUGCUGGUUUAGCAAGGAAACAUAUGUAGGUGUGUGUGUAUAUGCAACAAAAACAAAGUCGAGUUUUCAAGAAAUAAAUUUGUUUAUGCAUCAAAUAAAUUUUACCUACAGUAAACAUAUUAAAGUUAACGAAAUUAUUUUAAAAUUGAAGCACGUUAACGUAGCAGAGCAUUAAGAUGGUCACCUACUCCAGUUCAUAUUUUUAGGUCUAUUCUGACACCAAUACCUGGCAUCAGAUAUUGGCAGAUAUUCAGCUCUCUGCCAAUAUAAAGGUAUUGGAACAAGUUUCGUAGGUACUGGAAAAAUAUGCAUGUACAACUUUAUUUAUUUUUUUAAUACUUGUCUUGCUUAGAAGGUUUUUUAAGCCAAUGUUUCUCCACAUUUAAUAAACAUUUAUUUCUUUGGUAAUGUGGCAGUAUUGAACCCUUUUUUUGAAACGAAACGAUGUACAAAACAUCAAAAUCUCUCUACUUAUGUUCACCAAGCAGGCAAGCUAGCGUGAUGACAUGGCAAUGCUGCAGUGAAUCACUCUGGAUGCAGCAAGGACAAAGAUACAUCCCUCCACUCUGUUCCCCCUGUCCUCUUUUUCUAAAGUUACAUGACUUCAAGUCUCUGAGAGGAAAAUAAAAAGCUAUUCUUUCAUAAUCGGUGAAAGAGUUUAGUAAAGUGAAUUUACAGUGCUCAUAUUCAGACCUGAGUGUUUCAACUUACAGUGAUGUUACCUAAAGAAAGUUGUGGGUAGUGCCUAGCAAUAACAUCCCACUAACAGAUACAGUUGUGGCAGGAAUUUCUUUCUCACACCAUGACAGCUGCUUGGAAGUAGAUGUACCUGUGUGCCUGUCCCCCCCCCCCCUCCUUCUUGUCAUACUAAUGAUUACGUAAUGUAAGCAAGCAACAUAACUCAUGGCCAUGGGACAGCAAACCCGACAGCUAGGCAUCGUGAACACUUAAAUAAUGUACAAAAAGAAUAUUACUUUACACAUUUGAUAUAUAUGAACCUUCUGGUUCCAGGGAGAGAGAAAGAACAAUAAUGCAAGCAAAUGACCCCUACACAAGCGGGCCAACUCAGUUGAUAAACAGCCUUGGUCAUAUCAGUGAAGUUUUUGCACACAAUAACUUAAUAAUUCCAGGAAACAGAAAAACCUAAAGGCAAGAAUAAAGUAAUCCAAAAAAAAACCAUAAAGGUUUUGAAAGAGCAAUCCUGUAAAAUAGGCAACAAAAAUUUUUAAAAUAUUCUUGCCCCCCCCCCCCCCCCCCCCCCUCUUCCCCAAAACAAACAGUGCCAAAACAUGCAUUUGUACAAAAACUCCAGGAAAAUCAAUUUGUCACUAUUGAAGUAUUGUGAAGGGAAGGGGAAAUCCACCUAACUUUACCUCAAUGACGUUAACAAUUAGAAACAUAAAAAAAACAAAAACAAUGGCCCUUGUGAAGGGACAGGCAGAGUGCCAGACGUGUUGUGCAACCCCUAAAGAAAUAAGCGUAAAUAUCAGAAAUACAAAAAUACACAACUUUAUUAUUCUUUAAAUCAAGCCCCAUAUGAAUGUAGAGGGGCAACACAUAACAAGAAUUACGAAAGAAAGAAUUACGUAAACAGGUACUGGUGAGCAAUACAAAUAGCCAAUAUGCAAAUGUUAUAUGCUAACGUUAUUUAAAUCAAGCAAUUGCAAAUAGAAUGCUGUCUGUCCGGACGUGAGAGGUGCGGCGGAGAAAAACGGCAAACGCCCUAACGGAAAAUGGGUCGAAUGCAAAAAAACAAAAUCAAAGAAAUGCACAAGGUGAAACACACUGGCAAUGCAAACCAGAAAAUUACGAAACAAAUUCGGUGUCCAGCAAACAUUACUUUAUUAGGCCACAAGGAGGCAAGCCAAACAUGACGCAGAAGGCAAACUACAGAAAUAUCAAGAAAAAAAAUGUAAGACACCGACCAGAGAACACCUCGUAGCCAUGCGUAACACGGCGCGAAGCCGAAGCACCCCUCACGGCGAUCGCUCCCGGAACAGAACAGAAUAAGCAAAAUAAUUACAGCCCUAUAUAUAAAAAAUGCAGAUGGCGCUAGUGUCGCAUUCAGUAGGCCUGGAAGGAGGCGCCUAGGUCACGCGGACGUCAGAAGGGAUGGCAUGAGGGGGAUUUAAAGGGAAUGAGGGAAGGGGAGGAGCCGGCGGGCGUCUGAAUGCCGAAGCGCACGUUGCACUAUAUUUUUCAGAAAAUCCACCGUACUGCUUAAUGCAAACACAUAACUUGGUACACAUGAAAUACCAGGUUUAAUUGACUCUGGGUCAGUUCAUAGUUUUAUUUCAGACCCUCUUUUUCAAACAUUGUAGGAAAAUUAUUUAGCUAAGAAAACAGAAUAAAUAACUUUAAAACGGUUCCCUGCCUCAAAGCAACCAUUGAAUAUUAAUACCGCUGCAGUUAUAAAGGUAAAAAUUGAUGUAUAUACAUUCUGGGACUUAAAAUUUUUAAUAUGUAAGAACUUAGCAACUGUGUUCAUUUUUGGCUCAGAUUUAAUUGCCAAAACUGGCUUGGCAGUUGAUCUUUAGGCAGGGAAUUUUAAAUUUUAAUUUAAUAAACAAGUCAUUAUUCCCUUUGCAACUACGAAUGCUACAGUUCAGAGUAAUGUCAACAUUAUACAAACCAGUGCUAAUGAGGGAGAUAUUCUACUUGUGGACCAUUUCAGCCAGGAUAAACAAUUGGCAAUCAGCAGGGCCCCCACAUGUCCAGUGCUACCAUUGCUACGGCACCGGGACACAGUGGGUCUAGGGGGCCUGCGAAGGAAAGAAAAAAAAAAUUAAAACAAAAAGUAGAAAAUUUUAAAUAAAUCAUAGAAAACAAUUAAACAGGUAGGCCUAGUUUUAGUUGUACCGAUGAAAUAUUACAUCAGAAUAAUAUGAUUCGGAAUAUGCUUUGCGUACAGAACGUGUCUGAAUCUACAACUGUGAGUAACAAAACCACGACCAUCUUAGGUGACAGCAUGUUGUGCAGAACACUGCCUACUCGGCUGUAGGUCAAUAACGUAAUGUUGCUAUUUUUAGUAUUCCUCUCCCCGCUUGCUCCACUCCACCAAUAUAUCCCGUGUCCCGUCAGCGAAUCAACAACACAGGUGCUCGGUACUGAGUAGUGUGUUUCCGUGGUGUGUUUCUGUUUGUGUAUGUAGUUGUUUUUAAACAGUUAAUAGUUGCUUUACUAUGUCAUUAUGUCUACGAGUAAUUUCAAGCACAAAUCUGGGUUGCAAAAAGGGAAGUUAAAAGCUAUUAAAGAUGCAAACAGGCCAACAGAAAAUUACAAUUUUUUUUUUUAAAAAGAAUGAUGACAAUGAUAACCAUUUUCUUUGUGCUGAUGAUGGAAGUGUUAAAAGUGACAGUAUUACCUACUUGUAAUACUACUGAUGAUACUGUGACGGUGUCCAGUGAAUUAUUGGUUUAAACUGAUUACAAUACAGACAAGACUUCAUCUGAGGUGCAGGUAGGAAAAGAACAUGUAGAUUCUAUCAAUAAUGGUAGUAAUUACGAAAACAACAUUUCAAAUGACGAGAGUUCUAACAAUGAUAAAUCAAUUUUAGAUUUUACUGAUCCAGGCACAUGACCAGUAAUAAUUAAUGAUAUUUAUUGCCAGAAUAUUGUCUCUCAAAAUAAUAUCAAAUUUGGAGAAUUAUGUAGUCAGGCUAAGACAUUCCCUAAAGAAAAAACAAGAAAACUGUUUUCUAGCUAUCUUCUCGAUUCUAAAUUUGUAAACAAUCAAGAAAAGUACCCCAGAGACUGGUUAAUUUGGAGCUCUUCAAAACAGACACUUCAUUGCAUUGCCCAUACUCUUUUUUUGUAAUGGCCCAAAAUGAAGCAAUUUUGCAAACAUGUGAUUUUCUCUGGCUCAAUUCCUAUUGAAAAUGUUGUAUAAUAAACUUCCCGAGCAUGAAAAUUGUCAAUGGACAUCCCUCCAACAAUCAAUUAAUUCAAAAUUGACUGUGGUCUUCAAAAACAAAUUUUGAACGAAGCAUAAAAGUAGAAAGCAAUUUUACAAUGAAUUUUAGACAUGCCACUCUUACUGUCAUGAAGGGGGUUGUUUUUCCAAGGAGAUAAUAUAUCAAUUGGUGAUUCAAAUAAUGGCAAUUUUCUCAGGACUUUUGAGUUAAUAGGAAAAUACGAUGAAAUUACAAGGGAGCACUUGGCUGAGGUAAAAAAAUCUGUGAUUGAAAGGAAAAAAAACAUGAGUGGACAAGCCCACUACUUAUCUUGGAUGAGUCAAAAUGAGUUCAUUUCACUUUGCGGUGAAAAAUUUUUAAGAGUUAUCCUUGAAGAAAGGCAAGAAGCAAUUUAUUAUGGGCUAAUUUUUGGUUGAAACUCCUAAUGCAUCACAUCAAGAACAUAAUUUAUUUAUUUUGAGCUAUGCCAUUCAAAAUAAAGACUCUAAGCAAUAUAAAAGAAA